This is a messenger RNA of Vespa crabro (European hornet), 1004 nucleotides long. Its product is annotated as PITH domain-containing protein GA19395. The coding region runs from base 330 to 935 and encodes 201 amino acids. Lineage: Eukaryota; Metazoa; Arthropoda; Insecta; Hymenoptera; Vespidae. The record is from RefSeq and is a predicted model, not a curated record. The transcript has 6 exons. Gene Ontology annotation, cellular component: nucleus.
GUUUUGUAUAUUCGAAAAUGUUCAUUAAAUGAACGGACUUUUAUUGUGUUCUCUAACGCAUCUUUAACGUUACAGAGAUAUUUGAUUAUUUAGUUUUUAUAUAAUUUAUUUUUAUUUAAAAUAAAGAUGCAUUAUAAAUAAAGUUGAUUUAAAAAAUUUCAAGAAUAUUUGUGUCAUUCCAAGCUUAUAUACACUGUGUAUAUAUAAUCAUUUCCAUGAAUUUUUUAUUAUUGCGCAUAUGCGAAAAUUCGAUAAUUCUGGAAUCACGAUUUCGGGAAAAUUUAAGCUUUUAACUACAUAGUUUGGAUUAUUUUAUUGAUGUAUCUGAUAUGGAACAUCAAUGCGAUUGUGGAAGUAUUCAUAAUGAUGCAGAAUUAGGGGUUCAGUAUAAUUUAUAUAAGAAGAUAGAUAUGGAUAAUGUUGAAUGUUUAAAUGAGUAUGAAGAAAAUAGUGGAAUAACAGUAUUCAAACCUUGGGAAGAAAGACUAGACACUAGUAAGUUUGUGGAAAGCGAUGUUGACGAGGAGCUUCUUUUCAAUAUACCCUUUACAGGAAAUGUUAAAUUAAAAGGACUUAUUAUAAUAGGAGGUGAAGAUCAAUCUCGUCCAAACAAAGUAAAGUUAUAUAAGAAUCGACCACAUAUGACUUUUGAUGAUGUUACAAUAGAAGCGGAUCAAGAAUUUGAGCUUUGCAAUGAUGAAACUGGUGUACACGAAUAUCCUCUACGAGUCGUAAAAUUCUCUACUGUUUAUCACUUGAGUCUUCAUUUUAUUGGUAAUGGUGGAGCUGAAAGAUCGAAAAUUUAUUACAUUGGCCUAAAAGGAGAAUGGAUGCCUGCUCAUCAGCAUGGUGUUACAAUUUGUACUUAUGAACUGAUACCACAAAAGGGCAAUGAACUUAAGAAAAUGAAUAAUCAGAGCAGAGAAGUUAAUUGAUUUUAUUUAAUUAUAAAUUCAAAUUUCAAACAUUUUGAUGAUUAAAUAAAUACAUUUUUCUUACUUUAA